This is a messenger RNA of Brassica napus (rape), 977 nucleotides long. Its product is annotated as UPF0725 protein At4g29550-like. The transcript is spliced from 6 exons. NCBI's taxonomy places the organism in Eukaryota, Viridiplantae, Streptophyta, Magnoliopsida, Brassicales, Brassicaceae. The record is from RefSeq and is a predicted model, not a curated record. Bases 62 to 958 code for a protein of 298 amino acids.
CGGUCAGCUUAUAGUGGGAUCUGAAAAAUUAGGGUUUGAAGAGAUAAUACAGUUUGGUGAUAUGGGGGACUCUUCGCCAGAAUAUGAUCCUGAUUAUGCCCGAUUCGCAGCGGAGAUCCGAGCGCUAUUGAAGGAGAACGGAGAAGAUAAACAAACGUUCUCCGCCUCCUAUGAUCCGGCUGAUGGAGGGUGGUCCACUUACGUUACAGAUGCCAACGCUUUUUUUGCUGGUAGGAGGAUAAAACCUAAAGCUUGGCGCGUUCAUUAUGACCGAGGCCUCUGCGCUAGACUUGCAUUCUACUGUUACAAUCUUCAGAAGGGCACAGCUUACGAUUUUCGGGUUAUCAGUCAGAUACAUGAGCAGAAUCGCCUUUCCUUCACCAAGUCUUUCAUAACAUUUGAUGCUGUUAAUCCAUCCGACCUUUCUCUACUCACUUUCGAGACCUGUGUUAAGCAUAUCGAUGAUCAAGUUACACACUGCCCUAACUUGUGGUGGGAGACUCACAUUUGCAGGGUGGAAGGUAGCGAAGAGGCUGAUUAUGAGUGGAACGAUGGAGCAGUAAAUGAUUAUUACAAAGGUGAAAUGCCUAAAUGGCUGUCUAAUGAAAAUCAGCAACGAUGCUAUGUGGUUAAACAAUCAGAGCUUCAUGACGAGAAAAACGGUUGGCUGACUCUCUUAACUGAGUUUGCCUUCUUCACGAAAUGGAAUGGACCGCUCAGUCCCGGAGAGAUUGAGGAUUGCCGACCUUUGAUUACUCAACAUGUGGUUGUGGAAACUCUUGAUGAAGAAGGUGAGAAAGAGCCGAGUGAUAAGCUCAAUGCGGCCAAUGCAAUCUUCUACAUAAUUUUUGAGUGCGUGGAGGAUCCAACAAUAGGUCGUUAUAGGGCGGUUGUACGGAAGACGAUGGAUGGGAAACCGGGGCACAUGCGCCUCGAGGUUACGUGUUCGAAAGUCUGAUCUCGAGAAACGGAGGAAU